GCCCCGGGGCGGCGAGGGGCCGCAACGGUGACGACUGUGGCAGAGAAGGCCCGGAGGGGCUCUGCGUUCUGUAGUGGUGCCGCUUGGGCCCGUGGCGGAUUGCAAGCUGCUGGUUUUGCGGCUGGGGAGAGCGGCGAGAGGGUUCGGCAUUUUUCGUCGGGAUCCCCGCAAGGAUGAGUGCUGCCAGAGAGUCUCACCCGCAUGGGGUGAAGCGUUCAGCCUCCCCAGACGACGAUCUGGGAUCUAGCAAUUGGGAGGCAGCAGACUUGGGUAAUGAAGAGAGAAAACAAAAGUUCUUGAGACUUAUGGGUGCAGGAAAGAAAGAACAUACUGGUCGUCUUGUUAUAGGAGAUCACAAAUCAACAUCUCACUUCCGAACCGGGGAAGAAGACAAGAAAAUUAAUGAAGAACUGGAGUCUCAAUAUCAGCAAAGUAUGGACAGUAAAUUAUCAGGAAGAUAUCGGCGACAUUGUGGACUUGGCUUCAGUGAGGUAGAAGACCAUGAUGGAGAAGGUGAUGUGGCUGGAGAUGAUGAUGAUGACGAUGAUGAUUCACCUGAUCCUGAAAGUCCAGAUGAUUCUGAAAGCGAUUCAGAGUCAGAGAAAGAAGAAUCUGCUGAAGAACUCCAAGCUGCUGAGCACCCUGAUGAAGUGGAGGAUCCCAAAAACAAAAAAGAUGCAAAAAGCAAUUAUAAAAUGAUGUUUGUUAAAUCCAGUGGUUCAUAACUCCCAAAUGCUUAGUCUUUGUAUUAAAAGUAAGCCUUAUUGUUACAAUGCACAGUGGAGGACUGCUUAUAGAGCACAGACCUUUGUAUUAUAAUUUUUAAAAAGGCCCUUUUAAAUAAUUACAAAGAGUGUUUGCUUUCAAAUGCCAUGGGUUACACUUUUAUGGGCAUGACUAUAACCAUUUUUGUAAAGAGUAAGAGUUGUAUAAAAUAAGAAAUAAAUACAGUACUCAACUUCCUUUCAUAUUAGCAUCAUCAACCCUCUAAUUCACCUUAUGGGGGAAAUGCUUCUUUUUGUUUGUGAUAGCUAUUUUAUCAUUUCCUUCAUAUUUUUCUCUUAUAAAAAUGUAUUUGAUACUGUGAUAUGUUCACGAAAAGUAUUCUUUAAUUAUUCUUUGUUAUAGUAGAGCUGUUCAUUAUGGAUAUUUCUGCUGCCAGUCACAAUCUAAAUUAAUUUUGGCAAAAGAUUGGGUACUUAGUUUCCUGUUACUGAGUUAGCUCUACUCUUUUGGACCAAAGCAACAUGAGAGCAAGUACUUUUCACACUUGUUAAGAUGGAGUUACAACUGUCAUACAUUUGGAAUAUUAUGAUCCCAAGUAGUCUUUUUAUAAUUUGGAUUGUAUCGUAUGUUAGAUUUUUGAUAAAAUUUGGCCAAUUUUUACAGAAGAAAUUCUCUGAUCAUUUAGUUCUAUCUAUUUAGAAAUAUGUAAAACUGGAUUUUUUUUUUUUAAGUAAUAUGUGACCAAAGUUAAUUUUGUCCCAAAGGUCUAAAUAAAGAGCAGUUUCCCAUA
This is a messenger RNA of Pan troglodytes (chimpanzee), 1516 nucleotides long. RefSeq names its product chromosome 11 C11orf58 homolog (gene C11H11orf58). The transcript is spliced from 5 exons. The record is from RefSeq and is a predicted model, not a curated record. NCBI's taxonomy places the organism in Eukaryota, Metazoa, Chordata, Mammalia, Primates, Hominidae. The coding region runs from base 174 to 725 and encodes 183 amino acids.